AUGGGCACAAAAUCUCUCAGUGUUCUUGGCAACGAUGGGGCUGGCAAGAAAGCCCUGAUCGGCAGCCUCAUUUACAAGUGCGGGCUUGAGCUUCCCCAACUGGAGCAGCUGGAAAGUGAGGGGAUUAGUCAGUAUGAGAAAAUUGUACCAUUCUUCGAGAAAAAUGGACGUGCUCAAUCCUUUUAUGCCCCUUCUGGAACCUUUACUGUUCAGAAAAGCCAGGCACCCGAUGUUGCUUUCUGGGUUGUCGAUGCUUCCGAUUCAUCUAGCUGGGGUCCAUCUGCCGAGAAACUCUCAGUUACGUUGUCCAGUAGUAUGGUCAACCCACGAGAGAAACUCAUGAUAGUAGUAAACAAGAUGGACUCAGUCAAUUGGUCUGAGCAGACGUUCAAAGAGGUUGUGGGCGCAUUCAGUUCGGUCAAUAUGAAUAAUCGUGCUUAUAUCAUUCCGGUUUCUGCCCUUCGAGAAGGAGGAAACAUACUCCCAACCCCCAAAGCGCCCUCAUGGGUACAGAACUUAUCUACUGACCAGUUUGGGGGAUCCGCGUCAGUCUCGGGUGAAUCGUUGAUGAAUCUUCUUGGGUGA
Fusarium poae is the source of this 585-nucleotide messenger RNA. RefSeq lists its product as uncharacterized. The record is from RefSeq and is a predicted model, not a curated record. Bases 1 to 585 code for a protein of 194 amino acids. NCBI's taxonomy places the organism in Eukaryota, Fungi, Ascomycota, Sordariomycetes, Hypocreales, Nectriaceae. The transcript is spliced from 5 exons.